Messenger RNA from Rhinopithecus roxellana (golden snub-nosed monkey), 4734 nucleotides. It is a transcript of the gene ANGEL2, whose product is annotated as angel homolog 2. Bases 341 to 1909 code for a protein of 522 amino acids. The record is from RefSeq and is a predicted model, not a curated record. Gene Ontology annotation, biological process: 3'-UTR-mediated mRNA stabilization. Gene Ontology annotation, molecular function: mRNA 3'-UTR binding; 3'-5'-RNA exonuclease activity. Lineage: Eukaryota; Metazoa; Chordata; Mammalia; Primates; Cercopithecidae. The transcript has 9 exons.
GAUGGUGUAUCCGGGAGGAGCCUCCAGAGACCAAGAGGGAUAGGUAAACCCGGCGCGCAGCCGGCGACACGCUGGGCCAACGAAGUCUGGGGUCUUGGCGCGGAGUUCAUGGGCCGCUGGCCAGGCUUGCGCCAGUGGCUUUGGAUCCCAGGCCCGCUUUCCCCCACCCAGCCUCCAGAGCAGCGCUGGCCUGCUCCCCACACUCCGCAGCACCGUCCCGGGAGCCGAGCGUCGGCGGGGAGGCCGCCUCUCCGCAGUAGGUCUCGGCGGUCCUGAUCCCCUGGAGGCGCGCGUGUGGCACACGCCCAGGAGGGGCUUGAUUUUUGUUGAUGUAUACCCUAUGUUUCCCCAUCACUCGAGGAGUCUGGGCAGAGACUGGACUACACCGUGGGAGAAUCUACAAAGGUGUUGCUGGAACAGACAUAUUUCUAGUUGUAUGAGGUGGCCUGGACAUUACUCUCAAGCUCCUUACCCAUACUUCAGUAGUAGGCAUUUUUCACUAAAUUGGAGACCACCCUGUUUGUUUGAGUCUAGAACUCAGUUCCAGUACUGUAACUGGAGACCUGACAACCUGAGCCAGACAUCUUUGAUUCAUCUCUCUAGUUACAUCAUGAACGCUGAGGGAGAUGAGCCUUCAUCAAAACGAAGAAAACACCAAGGCGUGAUAAAGCGGAAUUGGGAAUAUAUAUGUAGCCAUGAUAAAGAAAAAACGAAGAUCCUAGGAGACAAAAAUGUUGAUCCCAAAUGUGAAGACAGUGAGAACAAGUUUGACUUUUCAGUGAUGUCCUAUAAUAUACUUUCACAAGAUUUACUGGAAGAUAACUCUCACCUUUAUAGACAUUGCCAGCGGCCAGUAUUACACUGGAGUUUUAGGUUUCCCAAUAUUCUGAAAGAAAUUAAACACUUUGAUGCAGACGUACUUUGUUUGCAAGAAGUUCAAGAAGAUCAUUAUGGAGCAGAGAUCAGGCCAAGUUUGGAAUCACUGGGUUAUCACUGUGAAUAUAAGAUGCGGACAGGAAGGAAACCUGAUGGCUGUGCUAUUUGCUUCAAGCAUUCCAAAUUUUCACUCUUGUCAGUGAACCCAGUGGAAUUCUUCCGCCCUGAUAUUUCUCUGUUGGACAGAGACAAUGUUGGAUUAGUUUUACUCUUGCAACCCAAAAUUGCAUGUGCUGCCUCUCCUGCGAUCUGUGUAGCAAAUACCCAUCUGUUGUAUAAUCCAAGGCGAGGUGAUAUUAAGCUGACCCAAUUGGCAAUGCUACUGGCAGAGAUUUCCAGUGUUGCUCACCAGAAAGAUGGCAGCUUCUGCCCUAUUGUUAUGUGUGGUGACUUUAAUUCUGUUCCUGGUUCUCCACUAUAUAGUUUCAUAAAGGAAGGAAAAUUGAAUUAUGAAGGACUUCCCAUAGGAAAGGUAUCUGGCCAGGAACAGUCUUCACGGGGACAAAGAAUUUUAUCUAUUCCAAUUUGGCCCCCAAACCUAGGUAUCUCACAGAACUGUGUGUAUGAGGUACAGCAGGUACCAAAAGUAGAAAAGACAGACAGUGAUCUGACACAAACACAACUGAAGCAAACAGAGGUCCUAGUGACAGCUGAAAAAUUAUCUUCAAAUUUACAGCACCAUUUCAGCUUGUCAUCUGUUUAUUCACAUUACUUUCCUGACACUGGAAUUCCAGAAGUGACCACCUGUCAUUCCCGAAGUGCCAUAACUGUGGAUUAUAUUUUCUACUCUGCAGAAAAGGAAGAUGUUGCUGGGCACCCAGGAGCUGAAGUUGCUUUGGUUGGUGGCUUGAAACUUCUAGCUAGACUGUCACUUCUUACAGAACAAGACUUAUGGACUGUUAAUGGACUUCCAAAUGAAAAUAACUCUUCAGAUCAUUUGCCUUUAUUGGCAAAGUUCAGACUUGAGCUCUGACUACUUUGAUCACAUACUAAUUUUCUUUCCAAUUUGUAUUGUUUUUCAAAGAAUGUAAAGUUCUUAAGUGUAUGCAUGUUGUUUAUUUUUGCACUGUGGAGUUUCUCAGGGGGUUAUGUUAGAUGCUUUGAAACUCCAUAUCAGAAGAAGCAACUUUAUAACAAUUUUUUUAAUAAUGAAAAAUAUUUUUCUGACAAGUGAGAUCUAAAUACUCUAUUGUAAAAGAGAUGUAAAGGUUUUGUAUUCUAAAUCCUAGUAAAAUUGACAGUGAUUUUUAAAUAUAAUGCAUCUUCCUUUGUCUGCUUGUAAAAAAUUUCAUUUCAUAAAUUUUGGUGAGCUCUGUAGUGGAUCCAAAAUAUCUUUGAGUUCUUGCAAACUAUAAGUGGUUUCUUUCUAGAAGGCUUGAUUUCAUUAGGAGACCCCUCUAUUGAGUUCUAAAUAGUUUAUCUUAGAAAUCCUUGGGUCAUUCACAGGUAUCCAACCAGCCAUUGUUUAGUUUGUUUUUGAAGGGGUUUGAUAAUGCUUUUUAAGUUGUACAGAAUGUUUAAUCCAUCAUAUUACUGUCCUGAGCCAUGUAAUAUGCCUGCAUCGUGUUGGGGAAAUGUUUGGGAAAUGUAAGUCAGCAUAACGUGUAAAGCUCACUCUUUCACCCUGGAACAGACAGAGGUGGGCUUAAUAGAGGCAGAGACUGGGGAUAUACCUUUGUUUCCCUAGCAUUUUUAUUUAUUUAUUUUUAAUUUAUUUUUAUUUUUUUUUGAGAUGGAGUUUCACUCUUGUUGUCCAGGCUGGAGUGCAAUGGUGCGAUCUCUGCUCACUGCAACCUCUGCCUCCUGGGCUCAAGCGAUUCUCCUGCCUCAGCCUCCCGAGUAGCUGGGAUUACAGGCAUGCGCCACCACUCCCGGCUUAUUUUGUAUUUUUAGUAGAGACGAGGUUUCUCUAUGUUGGUUAGGCUGGUCUCAAACUCCCGAGCUCAGGUGAUCCGCCCACCUCAGCUUCUCAAAGUGCUGGGAUUAUAGGCGUGAACCACUGCAGCUGGCAGCAUUUUUUAAAAAUUCAGUUGUAAGAUCUCUGGGUUAGGGGAGAGAUUUUAUUUUACUGAAACAGUUCUGUAGAAAUUUAUUUUAUUAGGAAAUUUGUCUUUGGAACAAAAUGGCAGCUAUAAAAUUGUUUUUGUUAUGCCUCAGAAAUAUGAGGAAGCCUGUAAAACUCUAGUGGGAAGAUAUUAACUUGGAGUCCUAAUACUCUGUAAAUAGUCAUUAAACUGUUGGUUUUAGUGGUUUUGUUUCUAAAAUGUUUUCUUUCACAGUGAUGCACCAGUGUGAGAUGGUGCUGACACUUUCUAUGAAGUGGUUAUGAGUAGGUUUAAUAAAUCCUAUAUACAAGUGUUUGAAUCGAUUUUAAAACAUAAAAAGUGGAAAUUUCCUUCUUUGUAGACAGUAGGAACAAGGAAUUACAUGCAUUUUUACUAAGUAGUAAUUUUACACUGAAUUAUAAAUGUUUUUACAGUGUUUUAUUAAUAGAAUGCUUCACCUUAAAUUGGAAAAUAAUAAUAGUCUUGGACUAAGUCUUUGUACUAAAGGAUUUGCUAUAAUUAUUUUUAAAAAAACAGAUGCAAGCCUCAAAGAAGGCAUGUGGAUUAUAAGAUUUAUCUAGUAAAAAUUGUAAUUGAAUAUGUUUAAAUAUUUAAUUUCUCACUUCGGGGGGUUUUUGUUUUUUAGACGGCAUCUUACGCUGUUGCCCAAGCUGGAGUGCAGUGGCGCGAUCUUGGCUCACUGCAACCUCCGCCUCCUGGGUUCAAGCAAUUCUCCUGCCUCAGCCUCCCAAGUAGCUGGGAUUACAGGUGUGCACCACCACAACCAGCUAAUUUUUGUAUUUUUAGUAGAGAUGGAGUUUCGCCAUGUUAGCCAGGCUGGUCUCGAACUCCUGACCUCAGGAGUGAUCCACCCGCCUCAGGCUCCCAAAGUGCUGUGAGUACAGGCUUGAGCCACCACGCCUGGCCUUUGGGGGAUUUUAAUUACAGUAUUAACUAUAGUUCCAGCAUUUCCCACAUUUUAUAGUAGUAGUUUGCAGAAUAUUAUGUGCCCUAAUUAGCAGAUACAGACAUUAUCAAAUUAUAAUGAUAGUAUAAUUAUCCCUUUUUAGUAUUGGGGAAAGAAAAAUGAAAAUUCAUUAGUUAAUUACUGCCUUGUGUUGUGUGAAUUUAUUAACAAAUAACAUUAUUACAUAUAGGUCAUUGUUAACCAACGAACAUCAGUGAAAACCUCUGUGAAAAUUUUUUAUAUCCUGAUUAAUAUAUUCUGGCCCAUUUUUCAUGUGCUUCACUUUGAUAGAGUUAAUCCAUAAAAUUGCUCCCUACUUUAGCUUAUCAAAUGAAGUAUUAUUUUGUGGACUGGAGGCCAAAAAGUCAAUAUGAGCUUCUCACAGGUUUUUAAACCUCCACUAAAAAUAAUUAUCCACUUUUCUUUACUUCUGUUGACCAGAAUAGUUGAUAACUCUGCUGGAGCCUCUACUUACCUGCCAAAAGCAAUUAAAUCUGGUUAAUGCCUGAAACCAAAUCUCUCAGUCUCAAGUGUUAUACUAUACAAGUUUUACAUGGAAAGGUAAACUGUGGAGUAAUGAAAUUUUGGUUUUACUGUACAUUUUGUUAUCAAGAUAAUAUGCAUGUUUGAAAUCUUGUCUUUAUUUGUAAUUCAGUUACUGUCUGCUUUUAACCAUUUGCUUUCCUAAAGAAAGUUUGAGAUCCAGAGAGUUCAAGGGACUGGGGAAAGAGAGGCGUCAUUUGCACUUUGUACCUGUAAGUUAUGUAAUAAACUAUUAUACUCGUA